Menidia menidia (Atlantic silverside) is the source of this 5241-nucleotide messenger RNA. NCBI's taxonomy places the organism in Eukaryota, Metazoa, Chordata, Actinopteri, Atheriniformes, Atherinopsidae. The record is from the annotation of a GenBank genome assembly.
AUGACCAGCCUGAAGCGCCCACCCAUGGAGCACUCUGUCGGGGGUUCCAUUCCUGCCACUAAUGAGUUUUACACCGGCCACCUCCGGAUGGUGAACGGAGGAGCCGUGCCCAUGCGCCCAGACAGCGUCCACGCCACUGUGAGCACGGGGGUGCCCAAAAUGGGUGUCCGGGCUCGGGUCGCCGACUGGCCCCCGAGGAAAGAGCUGCCAGGGGUUCUGUGGCACCCGUCUAACGAGGCCGAGAACCCCGGCGGGCCCUCUGUUAGCAAAGGUCACAUUAAGCUCGGGUCGGUGCUGAGCCCUCAGGACUCAUCCAUGCUGCGGAACAUCCACAACACUCUGAGGAGUCGGACCCAGGCCCAGGCCAACAACUACAGCCCCGACGCCCGUUACCUGGCCCCCGGGGACUACAGGGGUCCCGCGCUUCGGAACCCGCGACAGAGACGCAUCCGGCAGCGCAGCAAUAGCGACAUGACCAUCAGCGAGAUGGAAGGCAGCGGGGACAGCGGAGAGGACUGGGGUCCGUCAUCGGGGGCUAAAUGGUCCCCGCUCCACCGGGAAUAUGGCAGCACCUCCUCGAUAGAUCAGCACGGAGUGUCUGGAGAGAGCUUCUUCGAGAUGCUUAAGGGCUACCAAGGGGACAAAGUGGACCAGCGUAGCCCCGCUCCAGAGAAGCUGGAGGACAUGCUGAAUGUCGGGGCAAAGCAGGCAAGCAUAGACCUGCAGGAGGACGUGACCGACGGGCAUCUUCUCAAACCCAAAGACAAAGACAAGCCUCAUAAGAGACGAUCCAAGUCAGAGACAGGCGGGGAGUCUAUAUUCCGAAAGCUGAGGAACGUCCGAGGUGAGCUGGACUCCCCCAGAAUGGGGUCAGACUUGGAGGACGGUCGGACGGAGGACGGGGGCCCCGCUCUGAAGCCCUGGCUCUGUCAGAGAGGCUUCGCCCACUACGACGUCCAGAGCAUGCUUUUUGACCUGAACGAAAUCACCCAGCUGCGGCAGAGCGCGGGCAAGAGGAAAAACACCACCACGGGGGCGUCCGCCGCCGCCGUGGCCUCCGCCACCUCCACGCUGUCGUCCACCCACAGCCUGCCCUACAGCUCCCCCAGCGGCAGCCAGGAGGAGCUCAGCUCCAGGGACAGCCCGGGCCCGGACGCGGGGGACGAGCAAAGCAACGAAAUGCUGCUGAGCUGCCCAUGCUUCCGCAACGAGAUCGGAGCCGACGGCAACGGGAGACGCCGCCCAGGGGCCGGGGGGGCCGGGUACCACGGGCUGGGGGGCGGCGGGGGCAGCGGAGGCAGCUCGGGGACCCUUUCUGGGGAAGGCAGCAUGUACGAAACAUCCGUGAGCACACACUGCACCAAUGCUGGAGUAGCAGUUCUGGAGGGACCCAAAGAGGGGGCGAGCACGCUCAGCGAAAAGGGCAAACAAUACAUCGUGGAGCACGUGGACCUCGGAGCCUACUACUACAGGAAGUUCUUCUACCUUAGAGAUCACUGGAACUACUUUGGGAUAGACGAGGCUCUGGGUCCAGUGGCAGUGAGCCUGCGCAGAGAGAAGCUGGAGGAAGAUAAGGAGCACGGUCAGCAGUAUAACUACCGCCUCAUCUUCAGAACCAGCGAGCUGACAACCCUUCGAGGUUCAAUACUGGAGGAUGCGGUUCCUUCCACCUCGAAGCACGGCACCACCCGCGGGCUGCCCAUCAAAGAGGUACUGGAGUACCUGCUGCCAGAACUGGAUCUGUCCUGCCUCAGACUGGCUCUCAACACACCCAAAGUCACAGAGCAGCUGAUGAAACUGGAUGAACAAGGGCUGAGUUUUCAGGUGAAAGUGGGCGUGAUGUACUGCCGAGCAGGGCAGAGCACAGAGGAGGAGAUGUACAACAACGAGACAGCGGGGCCCGCCCUGGAAGAGUUCCUCCAGCUGCUGGGGGACAAGGUCCGCCUCAAGGGCUUCACCAAAUACAGAGCCCAGCUGGACACCAAAACGGAUUCCACGGGCACCCACUCCCUGUACACCUCCUACAAGGACUAUGAGAUCAUGUUUCACGUGUCGACUCUACUGCCAUACACGCCCAACAACAAACAGCAGUUGCUGAGGAAACGCCACAUUGGGAACGACAUUGUGACCAUUGUGUUCCAGGAGCCGGGAGCUCACCCUUUCACUCCCAGGGCCGUUCGCUCGCACUUUCAGCAUGUCUUCAUCAUGGUGCGGGUGCACGACCCCUGCUCCGACAACACAUGCUACAGUGUGGCUGUCACCCGCUCUCAAGACGUCCCCUCCUUCGGCCCACCCAUCCCCAAGGGUGUCACCUUCCCGAAAUCUACCGUCUUCCGGGACUUCUUACUAGCCAAAGUCAUCAACGCCGAGAACGCAGCCCACAAGUCGGACAAGUUCGGUGCCAUGGCAACGCGCACGAGGCAGGAGUACCUGCGGGACCUGGCGGAGCGCCACGUGACCACCACACCAGUGGAGCCCACCGGGAAAUUUCCCUUCAUCUCCCUGGCUCACAAAAGGCGGGAAAAGGUGCGUCCGUACAGCGGGGCGGAGCUGCGGAGCCUGGGCGCCAUAACCUGGCAGGUCCACGCCGAAGAUCAGGUGGCGGGGGCCGAACGGGAGUGCCUGCUGGCCAUCUCCAACGACUUCAUCAUCCUGCUGGACCAAGAGGCCAAGGCGGUGGUGUUCAACUGCGCCACGCGGGACGUGAUCGGCUGGUCGACCGGCAGCCCCGCCUCCAUGAAGAUCUACUACGAGCGCGGGGAGAGCGUAUCGCUGCGCUCCAUCAACAACAACACAGAGGACUUCGGAGAGGUCGUCAAAAGACUGGAGCUGCUGACCAAGGGAAGCCAGACCACAGAGAUGACGCUGCGCCGCAACGCUCUGGGCCAGUUGGGCUUUCAUGUCAACUUCGAGGGGAUAGUAGCCGAAGUGGAGCCCUACGGGUACGCCUGGCAGGCUGGGCUAAGGCAGGGCAGCCGAUUGGUGGAGAUCUGCAAGGUGUCGGUGGCCUCUCUGUCUCACGAGCAGAUGAUCGACCUGCUAAGAACCACAGUCACGGUGAAGGUGGUCAUCAUUCCCCCACAUGACGACUCCACUCCACGCAGAGGCUGCUCCGAAAUAUACCACAUGCCACUUGUGGACUACAAGAACCACAAAGAAGGAAUGCCAUAUGAGUUAAAGUUCCCCUUCCGCCCAGCAAACAACAACAACAGCAAGUGGCCGCGCACCUCGUCCAGCCCUCAAACUCGCGCCGCUGGCUCGGGGGGAACCCUCAUCAAGGCCCCGCCCUCCGAACUCAGCGACCGCGGCUGUGCUGUUAUUCCCCGCAGCGUGUCCAGCGACGGGCGGCCUCUCAACCCAAAAAGAUAUUCCCCCGGGAAUGAAAACUAUGCUCUCGCCUGCUCCAUUGUGAUGGGCCGCACACUGCACAACACAAACUCACCCUCCAGCCUCUCCUACACAGACACCGUGAGCUCCGGCCACUGGAGGCAGAAGUCCAUGCCUGAUGGGUUUAAUAACAACUGCCAGUCGCCGGGGUCAUCCGUGCGGCAGGUGGCCGGUGAGGAGGGCAUUGGGAUGAAGGCGUGCUCUAGCGGUGGGGUCGGAUGGACCCGACCGGGGGAGGGGGACGCGGCCGGAAGGCACGGGGACAAAACCGGCUCAGACACUGUGGUGUCCAAGGUGGUGAUUCCUCGGCUGCAGGCGUCCGAUCAGAGCAGCCACAUGUCCCCCAACAAGAGCACCAAGACAGACGCUCCGUACUCGUCCAGCCAGUCCAGCAGCAACACGCUGUCCAGCAACGCCUCCAGCUCGGCGCACAGCGACGAGAAGUGGUACGAGGUGGGCUCCCGGUCCGGAGCCCGCAGCGACCUGGAGCUCAACGGCUACCUGCAGGGCGCCUCCACCGACAGCGGCAUAGACGCCACCUCUUUCACCGCCACCCAGAGCAGCACGGCCUCCUCCACCGGAGCCUCCCGGGCCAAGGAGAAGACGCCAUGGCGGGAAGAUCCCGCCGACGGCCAGAGAGGCGCCGACUCCUCCCCGCCGACACCCGACUGUCACGUCGCCACGGGAGGCAGCGAGAAAAGCCCCGCCGCCGUUCCAGUGGGGGCAGAUAGCGGUUCCUACAGCCUGAGCGAUGCCGCCUCCCACUCUAGCACAAUCAGCUCCGGUCACUCAGGGAGUCCGGUGGGACAGGGCUGCAGCGCCGGGCCACCCCAGAACGAGGCGCCCGCCACAAACGUCUCACCCACAUCUCAAGCCUCCCAGAACCCCCUGUCCCCGGGUACCAAGAGCUUCUACCCUCGUCAGGGAGCGACCUCAAAGUACCUUAUUGGCUGGAGGAAGCCAGGCGGAACUGUGAACCCCGUGGACUUUGGCAGCACUCGCAAACGGCACCAGAGCGACGGCCUGCUGGGAGGUCAACCUCAGCUCAGGGCCAAUCUCCGAGGCUCCCAGUCACCCCAGCGGCAAACUGCCAAAUCCAGCCUGGAAGAAGACUUGAAGAAGCUCAUCACACUUGACAGCCCUCCUCCCACUACAAACGAAGAGAAGCCGCUGUUUCCCGGCCCGCCGGCCAGACGCCGCUCUCUUCAGAGAACGCUGUCAGAUGAGAGCAUCUACAGCGGGCAGAGGGACUUCAGUGGACAGCGGGACACGCCCACUGACCUCCUCUUCACCUGCUCCACCGUUCCACGGUCACCCACCACCCGGAAAGGACCGAGCCGGAGAGCCUCACACAAAUCCCUGGGAGACCUGACGGCCCCGGAGAGCUCGGAGCUGGAGCAGGAGAGGAGGAGGCAGCAGCAGCUGGAGCCUGUCCUCAUGCCCCUGCCCGACACCGGGGCCGACGGCCCGCUCGACUGGGCCCACUUGGUGGACGCCGCCAAGGCCUUUGAGGAGCAAAGGCUGGUUUUUCUAGCAGCUCAAGAGGAGAAUUCGGCAGCGGAGAGCGCAGCCGCUUCCAGCUCGCAGCAGGCCGAGCCCCAGGCAGCUCCGCAGAGACAGCCUUCGCCCGGAGAGACUCCGGCCUGCUUGAUGGGGAAAGUGAGCCAGCUCGAGACCAUGGUGAAGGUACUGCAGGAGGACCUGAAGAAGGAGAGGGACGCCAAGGCCUCUUUGCAGGCUCAGAUUCAGAGCCUGCGAGAGGACAACCAGCGCCUCCUGGAGGAGUCGUACAGCGCCUCAGCCAAGCUAAAGAAGUUCACAGAGUGGGUCUUCAACACAAUCGACAUGAACUGA